Messenger RNA from Neurospora tetraspora, 1629 nucleotides. RefSeq lists its product as uncharacterized. Bases 214 to 1569 code for a protein of 451 amino acids. The transcript has a single exon. The record is from RefSeq and is a predicted model, not a curated record. NCBI's taxonomy places the organism in Eukaryota, Fungi, Ascomycota, Sordariomycetes, Sordariales, Sordariaceae.
ACGGGACUCGACUUCGAAUGCAAGUGAUGCAAUUCUGUUUCCGUGUUGGUCGUACAAGUUCGCUGAUAAGAUAGGGAUUGGUCGUGCAAAGAGGGAACUUGCAUCAUGUGCAUGCUGUGAUAUAAGACUUGUGCCCCCCAUCUCCCGUUAUAAGCACUUACUUGGUGUAAGCUGUGAUAUCAGAGGUUUUGAUCACAUCAACAAACACCGAACAUGGACUCGAUAAUCACCAACCACACAACCGCCCCUUCAGGGUCCGGAACCGACACAUCCAAACUCAACCAACUCCUCGACACUCUGCACUCGUACCGUCCAACCCCGCAACAAAACCUCUACCUCAUCGCCUUCCUUUUCCCCUCCAUCUUGCUCUACCUCAUCAACAACCGCUACCAGAAACAAAAACAACGACAAAAACACCUUUCCCUUUCUUCCAAGCCCACCACCACCUCCACAGAAAAACAACAAGUCCUCAAAGACCGCCGCGAACCGGGUAAAUGGCCUCCCUCCUCUUACGUCUUCCCCACCCCGCCUCCCUACCCCGACUGGUCCCUCACAGAAACCAAAGCGCUCCCCUACCGCCCCUUCCGCUACGGCCCCGUCUACCACACCACCAUGGGCCUGCGCACCGUGCAGCCGGAAAACUGGAUCGAGCUGGAUAACCAGUACCCCAAGUACCACUCGGAUAAAGCAGCCAGGAUUGCGGAGAGGGGGGAUAAAGUUAUCAUGGUUGCGCCUGAGGCUGCGGAGGCGGCUGUGGAACUUCUGCAAGAGUUGGUCGAGUAUUUACCGGAGCGGUAUCCGAGUUUGUUUCGCCGGACGGAAAAGGGGGGGAUCGAUAACCUCUGGUCUGGGGAAUCGUUUGAUGAUAUUUCUGGGUUAACUGGCACAGGCGAGAAGGCGGUAGAAGAGGGUCGCAAAGUGAUGGAGAUCGCCGCCCGUUUAAUCCAAGAUGAUCUUGCCUUGAUGGUGGAACGGCCAGACGACCAGUACUACCUCCUCGCCGGCGCGGUGUUAUUGCCAGGUUUCUGGCGCCUGACGGACAAAUUCGGCAUGUCGCUGGCGGAACUGCACACUUCGGGGGACGUGCCGCAGUACAAGGAGAAGCUGCACAAGGGCAUGUAUAACCUCUUUCGGAGGCUGCGGCCGGAGCAGAUGGUGGGGAGGAACAAUUACUUUAUUCAGGUGGACGACUCGCUGGCUUGGUCGUGGAGUAUUGGGUCGGAGGAUGAUACGGAGACGAGCUGGUCGACGGCGGAGAAGAAUAGGGCUAUUGACCACCAUUAUUUUAGGAGUGAGAGGCAGACGUUGAGGAGACUGCCGAAGACGGGGGCGGUGUGCUUUACGAUUAGGACGUACUUUGAGCCGAUCAAGGCGAUUGCUGAGGAGGAUUAUGUACCGGGAAGGCUGGCGAGUGCGGUGAGGAGUUGGGGGGAUGAUGUGGCCAAGUAUAAGGGGAAGGAGAGGUACGGAGAGGUGUUGUUGGAGUUUUUGGAUAAGAAGCAUCAGGAGCAGGUGGAACGGGGGCUAGAUCUGAGUAGAGAGGAUGAGUGCAGGGCGUAUCCGUUCUAGAAAGUGGUUGAUGUUCGGGUUGGUAUCUUGAUAGUGUGUGAAUUUACUUCUUUAUGUCCG